Parnassius apollo (apollo) is the source of this 420-nucleotide messenger RNA. Lineage: Eukaryota; Metazoa; Arthropoda; Insecta; Lepidoptera; Papilionidae. The record is from the annotation of a GenBank genome assembly.
AUGCUGAGCACGCCACCUCAUACAACUCAUAAAUUGCAGCCGUUGGACAGGACACUUUUUAAACCUUUUAAGUCUGCAUUUGCAACUGCAAGUUCAGCAUGGAUGAGGCGAAAUCCUGCAGCUAGAAUCACUGACUAUGAUAUUGCUGCACUUGUGGACGAAGCCUUUAGCAGAGCAGCAAGGUUGGAUAUAGCACAAAACGGAUUCAAGUGCACAGGAAUUUAUCCAUUUAACCCUGAAAUAUUUACUGACAUUGAUUUUUUACCAUCAAUGGUGACAGAUGUGAUGCAAGAAGUUUCUUCCAAAGAAAAUAUGGCCAAUCAGUUCUCAGUAGCACAUUCUUCGCCAGUGCCCUCCACUAGUCAUGCAUUACCUGCAAAUGAACCGGAGCCUUCAACCAGCUCAACAGAUAUAUUGUAA